This is a messenger RNA of Rubroshorea leprosula, 794 nucleotides long. The record is from the annotation of a GenBank genome assembly. NCBI's taxonomy places the organism in Eukaryota, Viridiplantae, Streptophyta, Magnoliopsida, Malvales, Dipterocarpaceae.
GAAAACGUGGGUAGUGAGCUCAUGGAGGCAGUUGGGGAGGAUGAGCUGGUUGCUGCCGAGAGGAGAAAGGUAAAAGAACAAUAGCAACCACAGCCCAGGGAAGAGAUUGUAGAGUUCAUGCCUCUGCCUCCUAUUGAGGGUGAGUCGUCAUCUCAAGAAGCAAGGGUUGCACAUCAAGGCAAAGGGAAGGGCGAUGUCCAUUUGCCAACGUCGAGCUUUUAUGAAGCUGGAAUGAGAAGCAUGACAAAGAGGUUCAUCAACACCUACUUCCCUAAGGUGGAUCGUCAACAGGCUCAAGACAAGGUAGCCCUUGAUGGGGGGGCUGCGAAUCUCAUUAACGCAUUGUCAAACAAGUUCUUCGAAAGCUUGAAGGAAAGGACUAGGAAAAUAUGCGAAGACAAGCUCGACAAGAAGGAGAUGGAGCUAGACGAAGUGAGGAAAGUUGCGGCUAACCUGGAGCUUCAAGUACACAACUCUGCUGAGAAAGUAAAAUUGCAAUAUCUUGAGGUUGACGUGACGAAAGUCACUUUCGAGGAUCAAGAAGGAGAGGUCAAAGAGAACGGGGAGAGCGGAACUGCUGACUUUUGACUUAAGAUCAAACUCAAAUGGGAUCGGGAUAGCCAAGGUCGAACAGUUUUUUCACCGAACUUCGACUUCAAAUUUGUGUCGGUAAAUGACAAAGAAAGUAGAGGUGUUGACAAGCCAAAUCAGCCUGCUAAAUGAUUUCUACUUCAUCUAUUUUUUGUAAAUAAUAGUUAUAUACAACUUUCAUUUAAUAAAUUCAAAGUUCAUUU